AUGAACCCGCUUGAGACCGAGCACGAACCGGACGGGACCCGACUUCAGAACGCUCGACAAGACGACGCAGAGAAUAAGCAGCCCGGCCAGCGUGUGGCCAGAGGCUUCCGCCGCACUUACAAAGCCUGCAACCCUUGCCGCCGCAAGAAGACCCGCUGCGUCGUCGAGAUCCGCGACAGCCCGUCCUGCCUGCGCUGCGACCGGGAGGGUAGGGAGUGCGUCUUCCCACCAGACCGGGCCGCCAGUAGCCAGAAGAAUGCCGCUGCCGACGCCCUCGCGCAAGGACGAGGAGGGCCCGCAUCCGAAGGCACAUCCUUGGCUGGCCAGCCUGGGACACCUCAGCCUCGAUCUCGUGAUGGAUAUCAACACCGUCGGCCGCAAGGUAGUCAAAGACAUGCUCUGCCCAGAAACCCGAGCCCCACGGUCCCACCGCCAUUUGAGCAAUGGGAUCCGAUGGCGACCGAGAACGACAACUCGUUCAACACGCGGUGUUUCGGGCAAGCCGGCGGCGUCUCUCCGGGUCUUGAGCCAGUCGACCUCACCAACUCGAUGAUACGGACAAUCGUCUCCAAUGGCAACGAUGCCCUCAAACUGCUCUUCCGCGCCGCCGCCGAGCAGGAGGCCUCGGGUAGCGGCGCGGCCGCCCCUCGAGUCCCGAGCCACGCCUCAACGUCGACCCUGCCCAGCGAGCCGGGAAACCCUGCCUCGGCACCCCCGCCAUGUCUGUUCUGCAGCUUUGGAACGCCUUCCGAUUUGUCAAGAUGGGCUGGUUCACCGCCGAGGAAGGCGUCAGGGCACUUUAGGCUGACGGCCAAAGAGCCCCUCCUCUGCUGCGUCAUUCUCCUGAUAUCGACACGGUAUCACCACCUCCCGCAGCCCGGAGGCGUUGCCCGCGGUGUCCUCGUCCACAACCGGCUCUGGGAACACUGCCAGCACCUGAUCAUGAGGAUCAUCACGGGGCAGGAGAAGGGCUCGACGGCCAGGACGCGGACACGGGGGUCUGUCGAGGCAUUGCUGCUCCUGGUGGAGUGGCACCCGCGUGCGGUGUACUUCCCCCCGGUCCCCGAUGGCUGGGACUCGUCCCUCCUGCACAGCGCCUUUGAACUAGGCCGUACCGACGACUACGGGACCCGUGAACACAUCAGCGACGAGUCCAGCGGGCCGGCCUGGCAGAGAGACGUCGUUACGCCCGCCCGGACCUCCGAUCGCAUGGCAUGGAUGCUGCUUGGCAACGCGCAGACUCUGGCUCUGGAGCUCGGCAUAUACGAUACGGCAUCGCGGGCCGACGCUGGUGUUGCACAUGCGCGGCAGCCGGGCUUGCACGCCCGGAGCGCUCGAGUGCGCGAGGUGCUCUACAUUCUCAUGGAGCAGCACUCUUUCCGUCUGGGCUGCCCUUCAAUGGUGCCGGAUACCUUGGCCCGCAGCGUCACCGGCUACCCAUCGGCAAACGACGGCGGCGGCGGCGGCGACGACGAUGAAGACUCAAGGGUUGCCCGUGCCUGGAUCGGCCUGACGAUGCUCGUUCGUUCCAUACACGACAUGCUGUUUCCCACAGCAGGCGCUGUUCGUCAUCUUCUCCGGACUGGGCGGUAUGCCAGCAUCACCAGGCAUUUUCAGCAACAGCUCGUCGAGUGGCGUAGGAAACACCUGGACUCGACGGCCAUCAGCCCCAACGCCAUCGAGGAGUUGCACAUUGAAUACCACCACGCGCAGGCGUUCCUGAACUCGCUCGGGGUCCAGGCAAUCGUCGAGAGAGUCAUGGGCAGCGCCUCGGCAAGCCCAACCAUCCGUGCCACCCUCAACUCGACGGUCCAAGGUGUCGAGUACGAUUUCAUCAAGAAGGUCGUCGACGGGUCCGUGCAAGUGCUCAGGGCAACCCAGCGGCUCUUCGUCGCCGGGUUGCUGCGGUACUGUCCCGUACGUAUCUACCUACGCGUCAUUGCCGCCUCGAUAUUCCUGCUCAAGGCCCUCAGUUUGGGAACCCAUGCCGCGGACCUGAGGUCGUCGUUGGGCUGCCUGCACGAGUGUAUCGCCUGCCUCAAGGCGAGUAGUCUCGACGACGGAGACCUUGCGGCGAGGUACGCUGCCUUGCUGGAGGUCUUCCUGGCCAAGUUCGAGCAGGGCAUGGUCCCGACGUCGGCACCGCGCAUCUCGUCGAUGCUUCUUGGGCAGGGAGAGUUGUCCGUCGACGAUUCGGGAGAGGGCCUGGGCGGCGCCGAUGAAGGCUGGGAUGACGUGCCUGAGGAUUGGCUCGCUCUGCCUCUGAGCCACAGCCUGGCACCUUUUCAACUCUGGGGAGAGGCGCCGGAGACGAUGGAGCCAGAGGUAUCUUUCUGGGACGCCAUGUGGAAUCUUCCCCAGGAGGUUAUCAAUUAUUUGUCUGGCAAUACGGGCUUUCGUGACAACGUCGCCUCCCACCUUUUCAACCUGUAUGACUCCCUGAGAUCAAGACGGGGAAAGGAAGAUGAAAGGGCUGAGAACGGCAAGUCAGCCGUGUCUCUUCGAGACUUGCUCAUAACACGGUUGAAGCAGCCGCCCCAGUCGCAAAACUGUAAAAAGUCGAGGACACCAAAGACGAAGCACCACCCCCAAUGCGAACCUAUUCCAGAUCCCCAAAGAAGAGGGGAUUUCAACCCGAUGGAUGAGCAGGACAAGGCUUACGACCGCGAUAUGUUCUUUAUCCAGUGUACAUGCCACUCUUUUUUCAGAUACACAGAAAACAUCCUUGCCCAAAUUGGUAGGUCUCUUCUCAACGCGGUAAUUUGCUUGACAGGUCGCUUCACAAGGAAUACAACUUACUUCCUCGACAACCCUGUUUCCGAGGAAGAUGCUUUGUAG
Molecule: messenger RNA, 2838 nt
Organism: Colletotrichum higginsianum IMI 349063
Lineage: Eukaryota; Fungi; Ascomycota; Sordariomycetes; Glomerellales; Glomerellaceae
Product: C6 transcription factor
Exons: 4
Coding region: 1-2838 (945 amino acids)
Biological process (GO): aromatic amino acid catabolic process; positive regulation of transcription by RNA polymerase II
Cellular component (GO): nucleus
Molecular function (GO): zinc ion binding; DNA-binding transcription factor activity, RNA polymerase II-specific
Source: RefSeq, a predicted model, not a curated record